UAAGCUUUGAUCAAAAAGCCUGUAAAUGCAAAAUAUUGAAAGAAGCUGAAAACCCUCAAAGUGGGCUAAAAAGCAACUCCUAAAACAUAAAAAAUGCUUAGUAAUUUUCUACCUUUUCUUCUUCCCCAAGCAGGUUAUUGACUACCGCAGUGCAAUGCGGAAAAUACAGAGCAGCUCAAAUUCUAUAAGUAUGACAUUCUGGAUCAGGAGAACAUACAGAGCAGCUCUUCAUAGGAAGAGAUCCAUAGAGAUAUUACUCAGCACCAGCAAUCCAAAUUAUUUCCCAAGUCAGGUACGCUAUCAAAGAGACAAGGCCAGAGAGAGAUGGCGGCAGUGGAAGCACUGAAACCGGCGAUAAAAGUCGUCGCUCUUUGCGGUUCUCUCCGCAAAGCUUCCUUCAAUCGAGGCCUCGUCCGUUCUGCGAUGAAGCUGUGCAAGGACUCGAUCCCCGGAAUGGAGAUGGAGUACAUAGACAUAGCGCCGCUACCGAUGCUCAACACCGAUCUGGAAGUCAACGGCAAGUUCCCGCCGGUCGUCGAGUCUUUCCGGCAGAAGAUUCAAGAAGCCGAUAGCAUCCUCUUCGCUUCUCCCGAGUACAAUUACUCCGUUACCGCUCCGCUGAAGAACGCAAUAGAUUGGGCAUCCAGACCUCCCAACGUUUUCGCAGACAAGGCUGCUGCCUUAGUGAGUGCCGGAGGGGGUGCGGGCGGGGGUCGAUCCCAGUACCACAUUCGCCAAAUCGGAGUUUUUCUCGAUCUCCAUUUCAUCAACAAGCCCGAGUUUCUCCUCAGAGCAUUCGAACCUCCCCUGAAGUUUGACGGCGACGGGAACUUGAUUGAUCCAGAGACUGAGGAGAAGUUGAAGAAUGUUCUUCUGGCUCUGCAGGCUUUCACGCUGCGGCUUCAGCACAAGCGCUUGGCUUCUGGCUGACCAAAACAAGAAAGAGAAGAGAACAAAACAAUGGAGAAUAAAUGAAUUGUGCCUUGAUUCUGUGAUUUAGGUAUUAAUUGCAUUCCAGUGUGAGAAGAAGGAUGUGAAAUUGUAGUUCUCUUUGGAUUACAGUAUCUCCAAAUUUAUACUAAUUUGUGGUGGGAUAGUUCGAAGCAUUGUUCUUUAAUUGGAAGGCCUAUGAACAAAUCGAGAAAUUUUUACAGCCAA
Messenger RNA from Malania oleifera, 1158 nucleotides. Its product is annotated as NADPH:quinone oxidoreductase-like. The record is from RefSeq and is a predicted model, not a curated record. Gene Ontology annotation, molecular function: FMN binding; oxidoreductase activity. The coding region runs from base 325 to 930 and encodes 201 amino acids. Gene Ontology annotation, cellular component: cytosol. The transcript has 3 exons. Lineage: Eukaryota; Viridiplantae; Streptophyta; Magnoliopsida; Santalales; Ximeniaceae.